GUAAGAAACAUACAUACAUACUCCUCCGUGCCAAGCAAAGGUAUAGACUAAUGGACGCACCGCUGUUGAACGAUAGAACGAAGAAUACGACGUCAUUGUUUUGGGUACCGGUCUCACAGAGUGUAUUCUGUCAGGUUUGUUGUCUGUGGAUGGGAAGAAGGUGUUACAUAUGGAUCGCAAUGACUAUUACGGAGGCGAGUCAGCAUCGCUUAAUUUGGCUCAGGUCUACAAAAAGUUCUGCCCAGACCAAGCAGUACCUGAAGGCUACAGAGACCGAGAUUUCAACGUUGACUUGGUCCCCAAGUUCAUGAUGGCUAAUGGCGAGAUCGUUCGCUUCUUGACACAUACUGGUGUUACUCGUUACCUGGAAUUCAAACAAAUCAAUGGAUCGUACGUAUACAAGAAUGGUAGCAUUUACCGUGUACCAGCAUCGGAAGUAGAGGCAAUUUCAUCUUCUCUCCUUGGCUUGAUGGAGAAGCGUAGAGUACAAAAGUUUUUUGAGUUCAUUCAAAACUGGCAAGAGAUUGAUCCUUCCACUCAUGAAGGUCUUGACUUCGAUAAGAAUACAAUGAGCGAGGUAUAUGAUAAAUUUGAGCUUGAGGCUGACGCAAGGGAAUUCAUUGGUCAUGCAAUGGCUUUGCAUCUAGACGACAGUUAUCUUGCUCAGCCAGCUCGAGAGACUGUUGAUAAGAUUAUUUUAUAUGUUGGAUCCGUUGCCCGGUAUGGCAAAAGCCCCUACAUCUACCCCUUGUAUGGACUUGGUGAGCUUCCUCAAUCAUUCGCAAGAUUGAGCGCCAUCUACGGAGGAACAUACAUGUUAGACAAACCUGUAGAUGAAAUUAUUUACGAGAAUGGGGUUGCUACUGGGGUUCGGUCAGGAGACGGAGUUGCCAAAGCCAAGAGUAUCAUCUGUGAUCCCUCAUACGCACAAGACAAAGUUCGUAAAAUCGGAUCAACGGUCCGAGCAAUCUGUUUCUUAGACCACCCGAUUGACAACACUGGCGAUGCCAAUUCCGCCCAAAUUGUCAUUCCUCAAAAACAAGUGGGAAGAAAGCAUGAUAUAUAUGUUGCUAGCGUUUCAACCACUCACAAUGUGUGCCCCAAGGAUAUGUACCUAGCCAUCGUUAGUACCAUUGUCGAAACCGAUGAUCCAGAACAAGAAAUCGAACCAGGUUUGAAGUUGUUGGGCAAAAUUCGUAACAAGUUUGUUACUGUUUCCCCUCUUGAAGAACCAUUGGAGGAAGGGUCAGAGUCCGGUGUUUUUGUAUCGCGUUCAUAUGAUGCUACCUCACAUUUUGAGACCGUAUGUGACGAUGUUAAAAGUAUUUAUAAGCGAGUUACUGGAAAUGAUUUAGUUUUGAAGCAAAGAGCUGCUAUCGAGCAAGCUGAAUGAAGCUGAACGAAACACGUUAAUAAAAAAAUUUUGAAUCAAGCAAAGCGUGCGCUGUGACAAAAGAGAAAAAAAAAUUGGUUGGCAAAAGCGGAUAUUAGAAUUUGGGUCUUGUCAACAUGGACGACGAUGAAUUACAAGCUAUAAGGGCACGUAGAUUGGCCGAGCUACAAGCUCAACAGGUAUGAAUCUGAAUAUGAAAGGUGCCAUUGUCUUUAUGGUAUCCGAU
This is a messenger RNA of Umbelopsis ramanniana AG, 1619 nucleotides long. RefSeq lists its product as uncharacterized. Gene Ontology annotation, molecular function: Rab GDP-dissociation inhibitor activity. The transcript has 6 exons. Gene Ontology annotation, cellular component: cytoplasm. Gene Ontology annotation, biological process: vesicle-mediated transport; small GTPase-mediated signal transduction; protein transport. The coding region runs from base 170 to 1393 and encodes 407 amino acids. Lineage: Eukaryota; Fungi; Mucoromycota; Umbelopsidomycetes; Umbelopsidales; Umbelopsidaceae. The record is from RefSeq and is a predicted model, not a curated record.